ACAGGCAGCUGCGCCGCGGUCGCGCAGCUGGGGAGCGAGCGCAAACUGUCCGCGGCGUUCAUCCGACCGUGCUUCCGUCCGUGGGCCCUGUCAGCAGGCACUCGCACUGCCCGGCAGCUCUGGCCUGCCGUCCCGUCCGUGCAGCGGACCGAGAGAAGCUUGGUGUUGAUGGACCCACGAAGUUAAGUUCUGGGCUCGCGUUUCCUUCCCCUCCGCGUUCCUGCCUCCCUUCCGUCCGCUCCCGGCAGCGACCAAAUCUCGGACCGGCUUUUGGCUCCCCUCCCCCGCCGCCACCCGGUGCUGCGCUCUCCCCUUCUUCGCUUUCUUGCGGCGGGGGAGGGGCAGGGGUCACCAUGGCCGAAGCGCCCCAGGUGGUGGAGAUCGACCCGGACUUCGAGCCGCUACCGCGGCCCCGCUCGUGCACCUGGCCGCUGCCCAGGCCAGAGUUUAGCCAGUCCAACUCGGCUACUUCCAGCCCGGCACCGUCGGGCGGCGGGGCCGCCAAUCUCGACGCCGCGGCGGGCCUGUCCUCGGGCUCGGCGGCUGCUGUCAGCGCUGACUUCAUGAACAACCUGAGUCUGCUGGAGGAGAGCGAUGAUUUCCCGCCCGCGCCCGGCUCGGUGGCGGCGGCGGCUGCUGCGGCGGCGGCGGUGGCGGCAGCAGCCGCUGCCGCCACUGGGGGACUAUGUGGGGACUUCCAGGGUCCGGAGACCAGUUGCCUGCACCCGGCACCGCCGCAGCCUGCGGCACCCGGGCCGCUGCCGCAGCACCCGCCUGUACCCCCUGCUGCCGCCGGGCCGCUCGCGGGGCAGCCUCGCAAGAGCAGCUCGUCCCGCCGCAACGCGUGGGGCAACCUGUCUUACGCCGAUCUCAUCACCAAGGCCAUCGAGAGUUCGGCCGAGAAGCGGCUCACGUUGUCGCAGAUCUACGAGUGGAUGGUCAAGAGCGUGCCCUACUUCAAGGAUAAGGGCGACAGCAAUAGCUCCGCGGGUUGGAAGAACUCAAUUCGUCAUAAUCUGUCCCUACACAGCAAGUUCAUCCGCGUGCAGAAUGAAGGAACUGGAAAAAGUUCUUGGUGGAUGCUGAAUCCAGAGGGAGGCAAGAGCGGAAAAUCCCCCAGGAGAAGAGCUGCUUCCAUGGACAACAACAGUAAAUUUGCUAAGAGUCGCGGCCGAGCUGCCAAGAAAAAGGCAUCCCUCCAAUCUGGCCAAGAGAGUGCUGGGGACAGCCCCAGCUCUCAGUACUCCAAAUGGCCUGCUAGCCCCGGCUCUCACAGCAACGAUGACUUUGAUAACUGGAGUACAUUUCGCCCCCGAACUAGCUCAAAUGCUAGUACUAUUAGUGGGAGACUUUCUCCAAUUAUGACCCAACAGGAUGACCUUGGUGAUGGGGACGUGCACUCUAUGGUGUACCCACCAUCUGCUGCCAAGAUGGCUUCAACUCUGCCCAGCCUGUCUGAAAUAAGCAAUCCUGAAAACAUGGAAAACCUUUUGGAUAAUCUCAAUCUCCUCUCCUCACCAACAUCAUUAACUGUUUCGACCCAGUCUUCACCUGGCAUGAUGCAGCAGACACCAUGCUACUCAUUUGCACCUCCAAACACCAGUCUAAAUUCACCCAGUCCAAACUACCAAAAAUAUACUUAUGGCCAAUCCAGCAUGAGCCCUUUGCCCCAGAUGCCUAUGCAAACACUGCAGGACAACAAAUCGAGUUAUGGAGGCAUGAGUCAAUAUAACUGUGCACCAGGACUCUUGAAAGAGUUACUUACUUCUGACUCUCCUCCCCAUAAUGACAUCAUGACACCAGUGGACACUGGGGUGGCCCAAUCCAAUAGCAGGGUUCUGGGCCAGAAUGUGAUAAUGGACCCUAAUUCAGUCAUGCCAACCUAUGGCAGCCAGGUGUCCCAUAACAAAAUGAUGAACCCCAACUCCCAUUCCCACACCCACCCUGGACAUGCUCAACAGACAUCUGCAGUCAAUGGGCGUGCCUUGCCCCACACUAUAAAUGCCAUGCCUCACACUUUGGGCAUGAAUCGCCUGACCCCAGGGAAGACACCCUUACAAGUGCCUCUGCCUCACCCCAUGCAGAUGAGCGCCCUAGGGGGCUACUCCUCAGUGAGCAGCUGCCAUGGCUAUGGCAGGAUGGGCAUUCUUCACCAGGAGAAGCUCCCGAGUGACUUGGACGGCAUGCUUAUUGAGCGCUUGGACUGUGACAUGGAGUCCAUCAUCCGGAAUGACCUCAUGGAUGGAGAUACUUUGGAUUUUAACUUUGACAAUGUGUUGCCCAACCAAAGCUUCCCACACAGUGUCAAGACAACGACACAUAGCUGGGUGUCAGGCUAAGAGUUAGUUAGCGAGCAGGCUACACUUUAAAGUACUUCAGAUUGUCUGACAGCAGGAACUGAGAGAAGCAGUCCAAAGAUGUCCUUCACCCCUUCUUUUAGUUUUCUUGAUU
Molecule: messenger RNA, 2451 nt
Organism: Orycteropus afer afer
Lineage: Eukaryota; Metazoa; Chordata; Mammalia; Tubulidentata; Orycteropodidae
Gene: FOXO1
Product: forkhead box O1
Biological process (GO): regulation of transcription by RNA polymerase II; insulin receptor signaling pathway
Cellular component (GO): nucleus
Molecular function (GO): RNA polymerase II cis-regulatory region sequence-specific DNA binding; DNA-binding transcription factor activity, RNA polymerase II-specific
Source: RefSeq, a predicted model, not a curated record